AUGUCGCCCUUCACCACCUGGCCAAUGGCCCUCCCUGCCAAGUCACACCCACUGGCUCGGAUUUUCCCAGCUCUUCUUCUCAUCAUCCCCAUCACCGUGUCGCUAACAUGUACAUGGCUUCUCUUGUCAGACCUCUGGCUGAGAAUCUUCUGUACCCUGUUUGUUAUGCGCUACACUCGCUUGGUAGGCCAUCUCCUCGGAUCAUGGAUCUACCGUGCUCAUCAAGUCAGCGAUCAUCCGACCUUUACUCGCAGCGAUGUAACUGUCAUCCUCCCAACCAUCGACCCCCACGGCCCUGAUUUCAGGGAGUGUGUGGAGAGCAUUCUUGCUAACCAUCCGGCUUGUGUCCUGGUGGUUACAGUAGGUGAUGCUCUUCGAGAGGAAUGCCAGAUUGUCAUGCGAAAGCUGGGUCUGGAUGCGCCGGACACGAAGAUUUCAGUCGCAGCACUGUUAGAGCCGAGUAAGCGACGACAAAUCACACAUGCCAUGCCAAAUGUCACCACACCUGUUACGAUCUUUGCUGACGAUCAUGUUUUCUGGCCAGCCAACUUUAUCCCCUCUGUUCUUGCGCCCUUUGACGACGCCCAUGUCGGUGUUGUCGCUACCAAGAAGCGCGUCCGACGAACAACACCUGGAGAAUGGUCCUGGCCAUCGAUAGUCAACUUCAUCGCCUGCAACUAUCUUCAACGUCACAACUGGGAACUUCGAACAUCAAACGCUAUUGACGGAGGAGUCUUUGUCAUCUCUGGUCGCACAGCAGCUUACCGCACUGACUUUCUCAACAAUGCCGAUCUUUUGGAGCGUUUCUGUCAUGAAAAGUUCUUUUUCGGUUUGUUGGGCGGAGACGGUCUCGGUCCAGACGACGACAACUUCCUCACACGAGAAGCUAUGAAGAAACACUGGCUUAUCGUGUUCCAGGACACUGACGAUGCAACUAUCGAAACCACGCUCGGUGAGUGGCCCAAGUUCAGGAAUCAACUUCUUCGAUGGGCUCGAACUACAGUCCGCAGCAACCCCGUCAUGCUCCGCGAUCCUGUUUUCGUCACGCGGUACCCCUGGAGCACAUUCAUGGUGUACUGGGCCUCUCUGUUCAACUUUGCCAUUCUGUGGGAUGUCUUGCUCAUCUACACACUUGUCAAGAGUGAAAACAUGAAGGCUUCAGAUCUGAUGAUGCUGCUUGUUUGGAUGUUCUGGGCAAAGGUUGUCAAGCUCAUUCCUCACUUUCUGCGAUACCCUUCUGAUUUUCCGUUGAUGAUCUGCCAGGUUCUUUUCGGCUAUGUGCACAGCUUUAUCAAGCUGUGGGCAUGGAUCACCUUUUGGGACUGCGGUUGGUCUGGCCGCAACCUUGAGGGUGUUGGACAAGCUGAACUCGACACCGCCUUUCGGCGGAUCGAGUGA
Fusarium pseudograminearum CS3096 is the source of this 1398-nucleotide messenger RNA. RefSeq lists its product as uncharacterized. The transcript has a single exon. The record is from RefSeq and is a predicted model, not a curated record. NCBI's taxonomy places the organism in Eukaryota, Fungi, Ascomycota, Sordariomycetes, Hypocreales, Nectriaceae. The coding region runs from base 1 to 1398 and encodes 465 amino acids.